Molecule: messenger RNA, 975 nt
Organism: Neoarthrinium moseri
Lineage: Eukaryota; Fungi; Ascomycota; Sordariomycetes; Amphisphaeriales; Apiosporaceae
Exons: 4
Coding region: 1-975 (324 amino acids)
Biological process (GO): dolichol-linked oligosaccharide biosynthetic process
Cellular component (GO): UDP-N-acetylglucosamine transferase complex; extrinsic component of endoplasmic reticulum membrane
Molecular function (GO): hexosyltransferase activity
Source: RefSeq, a predicted model, not a curated record
AUGGCAAAGCAAUCUGAGCCUGUCAGUCCCCCGGCGUCCGAAGACGACGAAUACUACAAGAACAUCAAGUCCUUCUUCUCUGGCGCCAUCACCAACCCAAAUACAGAGCCUCCGUCCAUCUCGUCUCUUGAAACCCCCUACGCCAAUUCUGACGACGACGGUGACGCUCGCAUCAUGGCCGACCCUGCUAUCGCGGCUGCGGUACCUCGAUACCGCCAGCCGGGCCGAACCAUGUUCGUCACCAUUGGCAGCAUUGCUUCCUUCAAGACCCUCAUUCAAGAAGUUCUCUCUGAGCCGUUCCUUCACGUCUUAGAGGCUCUCAAGUUCAACCGACUCAUCAUCCAAUGUGGCCCUGACCUGGAGUACUUUGAGGAGAUCCGGCCUCAGAAGGGCUUUGAUAGCCACUGGAUCGCCAUCGAAGGAUUUUCUUACACCGAUAAUAUCAAACCCUACUACUUGAAGUGCACCCCUAGCGAUGGUGCCGGCACCAUCCUGGAGUCUCUCAACGUUGAUGCUAGAGUCAUCGUCGUUCCCAACACCUCUCUUAUGGACAACCAUCAGCUUGAGCUCGCCGAGGAGCUCGCCAGACAAGGCUACCUGGUUCAUGGACAUCUUGGCAAACUGCAUGAGGACGUGGAGCAGAUGGAAACUUUCCAGCCCACGAACUGGCCUCCCAAACCACCCGAGAAUUCGGUAUAUCGUCACUUGGGCGAUAUCAUUGGUUCUAUUUUCCCGAAUAAUCGCAAGGAGCCGCUGACCGCAGCUGAAAAGUCAACAUUGCCCCUCGAACAGCAGAUGUGGAACGACAUGGUGGGCGGUCAGCCCUUCUCAGAUGGAGACCCCCGUCAUGACUUCCUCAGUGGACACUGGUCAGAAAAGAAAAAUAACAUGUACCAAGAAUGGCGCCAGAAUUGGUACGCCAAGAAGAAGCUCGAGCAGCAACUCGCGGAAGGCAACAACGACAAAGCCAGCUAA